UGGCUGAGAAGCAUGUGUUAGAACACGUCGGGGAAUCGUGAUGUAUUAAACUUAUGGAUAAAAACAGAUUGGAUUGUAGGUCAAAUACAGACUCCUGGGCCCAGAAUGCACCCUGAUCUCUCGCCACAUCUCCACAGUGAAGAAUGCAAUAAGUUGAUAAAUCAGCUCCAUGAUUGUCAUAAUGAGAACAGAUUCAUGAAGUUCAUGGGAGUAUGCAAUGACUUUGAUAGAGCUGUAUGGAAGUGUUUAAAAGCUGAGCGUAUUGCAAGAAGGACAAGGAACAGAGUUUCAGGUGAAGAGCACAGGAAAAAGGUUCUUGACAAAAUCCAGGAAGGACAUACAUGGAACAAAGAAAAGUAACUGAUGUCGUCAUCAUAACAGGCUGAUAGAUUUUAAUAAAUAAUAUUUUUGUAGCAAUUUUGAAGACAACCAAAGACUUCUCACCAUGGUGUUUGGAGAUAUACCCAUAGAAGAGUCUGUGGUCUUAGACCACAACUAUCCAAGUGUGAGUGAGAGAUAUUUCACCAACUACUAUUUUAUACCAGAUGACUUGAGCAAGUCAAGCUCAGCCAGUGGGUGUGAAAAGUCUGAAAAUGAAAAAGAUCGCACAGAAAACAUGAAUUCUCAAGACACCAAGGAAGAUGUUACUCCAGCAGAUAAAGAGAAUUCUGAUACUUUUGAAGAAGAUAAAGAAAGUUUACCAUCACCAGACAAAACUGGACAUACAUGUGUCAUGGUUCACACCAACAAGUUGUGUCUACUAACUCUCUCUCACCGGCACCCUGUCCUAGCAGAGAAGAAGGAGAUUACAGAUAUUAAUUUUGAUGUGGGCAAAUUCAAUCGCUUAAACAACCAGGUGUCAGGAAAGGGUAAACGAGGUGCCCAACAAAUGGGUCUCAGGUCACCACUAUGCAUUAUCACAUGCUCUGAUGCUUCUCAGUACACUGUCUUAGCAGGAGUAAAUGGUAAACUGGUUGAGGUUAAUGAACGCCUCAUAUCAACUCCCCAGUUGCUGACACAGAAGCCCAAUGCAGAAGGUUACUUAGCUAUUGUCUUGCCUCCACUGCGAAAUGGAGUUUUUGGAAGAAGUAAACUCUUUUCAAAGGAAGAAUAUGAGGCUCUUCUGUGAAUGCCAUUGCUCAUUCCAUGUAUAGAUAUUCUGUUAUUGUUUAUUCUGGCAUGGGCUGAUGUUUUUACUAGUGAUGAUUUUACACAAAUGUUCUUCAGUCUUUUGGUCAUGUAAAUAAAAGAAGAGGUAGUAAAAUGGCUUAUUUAUAUCCAAAGGCAGACUCCAGUUGCUAUCAUGUGAAUUUACCACAGGCCAGUCAUUAUUUCACAGUAAUGCAUAGGAUGAAAUUCAGAACACAAUAGUCUUAAAGAUAAGACAAGCUUUGAAUUACCAUUCAUACCAUUGAUUUGCUGUAUGUCAUUGAAAGCAAAAAAAUGUCCUUAUUUCAGAAAUGUAUUUUUAUAACCAUGAAGUAUUUUUUUUUUAUUUACAUCCUUGAGCGCAGUUGGAAGUUUUAGACAGCAUCUGUGAAAGUUCAGUUAGGAGGAAGAAAGUAUUAUAUGAAGGAAAUCAUUAAAAUUAUCCACAAU
Penaeus vannamei (Pacific white shrimp) is the source of this 1599-nucleotide messenger RNA. Its product is annotated as protein Abitram. NCBI's taxonomy places the organism in Eukaryota, Metazoa, Arthropoda, Malacostraca, Decapoda, Penaeidae. The record is from RefSeq and is a predicted model, not a curated record. Gene Ontology annotation, cellular component: filopodium tip; nucleus; lamellipodium. Gene Ontology annotation, molecular function: actin monomer binding; actin filament binding. Gene Ontology annotation, biological process: dendrite morphogenesis; regulation of filopodium assembly; regulation of actin filament polymerization.